AUGUUUGAUCUUUUACGUUCAAGAGAACCUAAGGUAUCCAAACCUGAACCUAAUACCAAUAUCAUGGCGUCUAAGGUGAUGCUCCCACAAUUGAUAGGUUCUAUUGCUUCGAAUACUAGUGUCAAGUAUGCAUGUGCUGUCUAUUGUCAACCAAAAACAACCAUGUUUCCUAAACUGCAAUGGAUUGAAAGUUUAAAGCUUCCAGAUAAAACUGAUUUAGAGAACUUAAAAAAUAUUUCGAAAAGAGUUUUAUGCAACAUAUAG
Debaryomyces tyrocola is the source of this 264-nucleotide messenger RNA. NCBI's taxonomy places the organism in Eukaryota, Fungi, Ascomycota, Pichiomycetes, Serinales, Debaryomycetaceae. The record is from the annotation of a GenBank genome assembly.